Amblyraja radiata (thorny skate) is the source of this 3393-nucleotide messenger RNA. RefSeq names its product zinc finger protein 271-like. The transcript has 7 exons. Gene Ontology annotation, biological process: regulation of transcription by RNA polymerase II. NCBI's taxonomy places the organism in Eukaryota, Metazoa, Chordata, Chondrichthyes, Rajiformes, Rajidae. The record is from RefSeq and is a predicted model, not a curated record. Bases 472 to 3015 code for a protein of 847 amino acids. Gene Ontology annotation, molecular function: RNA polymerase II cis-regulatory region sequence-specific DNA binding; DNA-binding transcription activator activity, RNA polymerase II-specific. Gene Ontology annotation, cellular component: nucleus.
UAUGUCACAUCCUGCCCCUGUCCUGGAGCGUAUCGCCAUUUUACUGCACUUUAAGGAAGAUUUGAAGUUGGGAAGUUGUUUCCAUUUAUUCUUCCUUCCGUGUACAGUAGAGCAUCUGCAUUCAGUCGGAGUUCUCAGCCGCGCGAAUCGCGAAAUUUGGGUGAGGGGCUAAAUGCCCGCGAGGUGGUGUGAUUGACCCCCUACCGCAAAUCAGAGCAAGAGCAACGCUCCUGGGCCCACUGAGUUAUUCCAGCUUUUGGUGUUUAUCAGCCGGCAGAGGUUCUCCUACCAACGAGUGCAGGGGGAAGAUGGGGGCUUGCAGCCGUCUGACACAAGACGGGAGAGGGAGAGAGGCGAGGAUGUCUCAGAAUCAGGAUGAGUGGUUGUGAAUGGGAUAUCUUGAAAUAUAUCUCAAUCAGGAACUAAGGAGAAGCCAAGCGUGUGUUGUGCCGAGGGAGAGGAUUCAACUGAAUGUCGAACCUGGAGAGCCUCGAGGACCCUCGCACCCCGUGGAAACCGCACCAAUGUGGGGACUGCGGGAAAGUGUUCAACUACCCGUCGCAGCUGGCGGUCCACCGCCGCACCCACACGGGGGAGAGGCCAUUCCCCUGCACCUUGUGCAAGAAGAGGUUUGCCUCGGUCUCGGCCCUGCUGAUCCACCAGCGGGUCCACACCGGGGAGAGGCCGUUCACCUGCUCCCUGUGCGGGAAGGGUUUCAUCCAUUCCUCCCACCUGGUCAGGCACCAGCGCUGCCACACGGGCGAGCGGCCCUUCCCCUGCCCCGAGUGCGGCAAGGACUUCACCCAGUCGUCCCACCUGCUGAUCCACCAGCGUGUCCACGCCGACGAGAGGUCCGUCAAGUACCCCGACUGCGGGAAGAGCUUUAAGAGCCCCGGAGAGGGAGAAUCCAAGCAGGUGUUGUGUCGAGGGACAGCGUCGAACCUGGAGAGCCUCGAGGAACCUGGCACCUCGCCGAAACCGUACCAAUGUGGGGACUGCGGGAAAGGGUUCAACUACCCGUCGCAGCUGGAUGUCCACCUCCGCACCCACACGGGGGAGAGGCCGUUCUCCUGCACCGUAUGCAAGAAGGAGUUUGGCUCGGCCUCGACCCUGGUGACCCACCAGCGGGUCCACACCGGGGAGAGGCCAUUCACCUGCUCCCUGUGCGGGAAGGGUUUCAUCCAUUCCUCCCACCUGGUCAGGCACCAGCGCUGCCACAGAGGCGAGUGGCCCUUCCCCCGCUCCGAGUGCGGCAAGGACUUCACCCAGUCGUCCCACCUGCUGAAGCACCAGCGUGUCCACACCGACGAGGAGCUCGCCAAGUGCCAUGACUGCGGGAAGAGCUUUAAGAGCCCUGAGGAGGGAGAAUCCAAGCACGUGUUGUGCCGAGGGAGAGGGUUGAACCUGGAGAGCCUCGAGGACCCUCGCACCUCGCCGAAACCGUACCAAUGUGGGGACUGCGGGAAAGGGUUCAACUACCCGUCGCAGCUGGAUGUCCACCUCCGCACCCACACGGGGGAGAGGCCGUUCCCCUGCACCGUGUGUAAGAAGGAGUUUCCCUCGGCCUCGGGCCUGCUGACCCACCAGCGGGUCCACACCAGGGAGAGGCCGUUCACCUGCUUCCUGUGCGGGAAGGGUUUCAUCCAUUCCUCCCACCUGGUCAGGCACCAGCGCAGCCACACGGGCGAGCGGCCCUUCCCCUGCUCCGAGUGCGGCAAGGACUUCACCCAGUCGUCCCACCUGCUGAACCACCAGCGGGUCCACGCCGACGAGAAGCCCUUCAUGCGCCCCGACUUCUGGAAGAGCUUUAAGAGCACUGGGGAGGGAGAAUCCAAGCAGGUGUUGUGCCGAGAGAGAGGGUUGAAACUGGAGAGCCUCGAGGACCCUUGCACCUCGCCAAAACCGUACCAAUGUGGGGACUGCGGGAAAGGGUUCAACUACCCGUCGCAGCUGGAUGUCCACCUCCGCACCCACACGGGGGAGAGGCCGUUCCCCUGCACCGUGUGUGGCAAGGACUUCACCCAGUCAGCCCACCUGCUGAAGCACCAGCGGGUCCACGCCGGGGAGAGGCCCUUCAAAUGCCCCGGCUACGGGAAGAGCUUUAAGAGCCCCGGGGAGGGAGAAUCCAAGCUCGUGUUGUGCCUAGGGACAGGGUCGAACCUGGAGAGCCUCGAGGAUCCUUGCACCUCGCGGACACUGUACCAAUGUGGGGACUGCGGGAAAGGGUUCAACUACCCGUCGCAGCUGGAUGUCCACCUCCGCACCCACACGGGGGAGAGGCCGUUCCCCUGCACCGUGUGUAAGAAGGGGUUUGCCUCUGUCUCGGGCCUGCUGACCCACCAGCGGGUCCACACCGGGGAGAGGCCGUUCACCUGCUCCCUGUGCGGGAAGGGUUUCAUCCAUUCCUCCCACCUGGUCAGGCACCAGCGCAGCCGCACAUGCGAGCUGCUCAUCCCCCGCUCCGAGUGCGGCAAGGACUUCACCCAGUCGUCCCAACUGCUGAAGCACCAGCGUGUCCACAACAACAACAAGCCCGCCAAGUGCCCCGACUUCGGGAAGAGCUUUAAGAGCCCUGAGGAGGGAGAAUCCAAGCAGGUGUUGUGCCGAGGGACAGGGUCGAACCUGGAGAGCCUCGAGGACCCUCGCACCUCGCGGACACUGUACCAAUGUGGGGACUGUGGGAAAGUGUUCAACUACCCGUCGCAGCUGGAUGUCCAUAGCCGCACCCACACGGGGGAGAGGCCGUUCCCCUGCACCGUGUGUAAGAAGAAGUUUGCCUCGGCCUCGGCCCUGCUAACCCACCAGCGGGUCCACACCGGGGAGAGGCCGUUCACCUGCCCCCUGUGCGGGAAGGGUUUCACCCAUUCCUCCCACCUGGUCAGGCACCGGCGCAGCCACACGGGCGAGCGGCCCUUCCCCUGCUCCGAGUGCGGCAAGGAAUUCACCCAGUCGUCCCACCUGCUGAAGCACCAGCGGGUCCACAACAACAAGAAGCACUUCAAGUGCCCCGACUAAGAGAAGAGCUUUAAGAGCCCUGGGGAGGUGAGGAACCAUCGGCAGACCCACACCAACGAGAAGCCCUUCGGCUGCUCGCACUGCAGCAAGAGCUUCGGACAGUCGAGCGACCUGCUGAAGCACCAAACCUGCUGAAGCACGAGAGGAAAUGUACAGUUUAAGUAAAACAAGAAAUAAAUGAAUAGUAUGAAGGGUCCUGACCUGAGAUGUCGACAAUCCAGGCCCUCCACUAUGCUGCCUGACACUCUGAGGGCCUCCAGCACUUAGUUUUUAUGCUUUAGAUAGACCCCUACCCUGGGAAGAAGACUCUAAUUAUAUGCCCAAUCUAGGCCCCUCAUAAUCCUUUAUACUUGUAUCUGUGCACCCUCAGCCUCUUGU